AUGGCACGUCUCGACACGACCCACGAGGUGGAGGUGGACCUCGAGGCCGGACGACAAGACUCUCCGGCGCCGGCGUCAUCACCUUGCACAUCCACAUCGGCGAACAACAAGCCCUCACAGAAGAACAAAAAGCAGAAGCGGCGGACGCGCGUCGUUGGCUGCUGCUGCCGCGUCGCCUGCGCCGCCCUCCUCGCCGCGGCGCUCGUCGCCGCGCUGCUCGGCGUGCUGUACCUGGCGCUGGACCCGAAGCUGCCCCGGUACUCGGUGCACGCGCUGAACGUGACGGCGUUCGGCAUGGACGACGACAUGACGGCGCGCGCCACGUUCGACGCGUCGGUGCGGUUCGAGAACCCCAACCGCGCCAUCGGCAUCCGCUACGAGGAAGGCUCCGACCUGUCCAUCUGGUUCCGGGGAUACCGCCUCUCCCGGGGCGCGCUCCCGGCGUUCUACCAGGGCCCACACGGCGACGCGGCGCUCGUGCGCGUCGCCAUGAGCGAGGCGCGCCUGCAGGGCACGGGCGUCGUGGAGGUGAUGCGCCACGUCAACGAGGCCGGCGGGGAGCUGCCGCUCGUGUUCCGCGGCGAGGUGCCCGUCCGGGUCAAGGUCGGGCCAUUCACCACGGCCAAGCUCACGCCCAGCGUCCGCUGCGACCUCGUGCUCAACAGGCUCGCCACCGAGGGCAGCCUCGGGGUCAAGAGCAUGGACUGCAAGUUAAGCAUCAAGCUCUGGUGA
Molecule: messenger RNA, 732 nt
Organism: Miscanthus lutarioriparius
Lineage: Eukaryota; Viridiplantae; Streptophyta; Magnoliopsida; Poales; Poaceae
Source: the annotation of a GenBank genome assembly